AUGGUUCGCCGCGGUGCGCUGGAGAUUGAGACGAGUGCGAGUACUCCUGUACCGUCACGUUCGGCGGCCACCCGGGCUAGGCAGUCGCCUACCACACGGCGGCGGGCACUGGGCCAUGGCCUCAUCGACCGCUUCAAGGGCCAUCGCCGCCAUGCCUCUGCGGCAUCUUCGAGCCAAGCGUCUGUAGCGGAUUCGUCGCCGCCUACGAGUGUGGACGACCGCCGCGUCCUGGCGCCCCUGCACUUCAACCUCCGGAGAUUGCCGUCACGAAGGGGCCUGUCUGAGCGGGAAAAGAUGCGGGCGGGAACGUCGAGCGGGAGCAGUACCGCGACGACGGGCACCAAGCGAAAGCGUUCGGCCAGCGGGUCCGAGAACGCCACGCGAGGCCGCUCUCGCUCGCGUGGUUCUAAACGGCGGCGAGGCAGCAGCGGAGAGGCUAUAGAGAGCGAGGCAGAAAGCGAAAGCGUGAUGGACAUCGACGAUAGCAACGAGACUGCAUCCGCCGACGAGGAAGAUAGCACACAAGAGCAUCUACUGUACGAAGCGACCGAACGACGCCUGCUACGCCUUCGCAAGGACCAUCUAAUCGAACUCUACAACGCUGCCGGGCUUGACGACUCGCCUGAGGACUUGACGAAACAAGGCCUCGUCGACGCCAUCAUCACCGCCCGUGACGAUGGCGACGACGAAGAGGCGUCUUUGCCGCCAUCUUCCCCACGCGACCGUGAUGGUGCAUCAAGCAUAUACUCUUCCGACAAUGACGAGGAAAGCGAGGACGGGAACGUCGCGGGCGGCGAGGAGACGGACAUGAACCAGGUCACGUCGCCACGCAUGGCCGGCACUGCGCUUCGGCGUCGGGUCACCUACCACAACAUGUCGCGUUCAGCGACCCGGCCCGAGCCCAAGGGUCGCACAAUGAGCAUGGGCUUGCUCGAGCCUGCCAGCCCGACGCCGUAUCGGAAGGCCGCCCGCCAGGUCGAAUCUCCUACUGUCUUUCCCAGGACACGCAAACGCACAGCAUCCCUUCGUUCGAGCCCAACGGUUUCAGUCGCCUCGACCUCACGGACAUCCGCGUCAGGGUCAUCGUCGUUGCCAUCACCGCCUGCCACUCGUCUACUACGCAACCGUAAAAUCUCUGGACAAACGGCCGUUUCUUCGGGAUCUUCCCGAUCACGCAAGAGCAAGGGCAAACAAGUCGACUUUGACGAUAAUGUCGUCGUGACGCCUGUCGAGCCCGUAGACCCUGAACUCUCAGAGCUGAGCGAGCUCACCGAGAGCGAUCGCGAGACCGCCAGCAAGGCGACUACUAAUCCAAGCCCGCGCCGCUUACGCUCUCGUCCCCGGCUACGUGGAGAAGGUAGCGGAAGUUUCACCAAACCUUCGCUCGAUGCGGAAAUGGCAGCGUCAAGCGAUGAGCAUGCGGAGGAGGAUGACGAGGAAGUCGAUCAACUCGUUGACAGCGCCGAAUCGACUCCACAGCCGCGCCGUACUCCACUCAAACGCCGCCUUCGCCCACGUAAAAUGCAAACAUACACUCCGCCGAGUGAUGGCGACGGAGAUGAUGAGCGCGAGGUUCCCGGUGCCGAAGAGGGCGAUGACGAAGAGGGUGGAGAUACGGAGGAUGAUGAGCAGGAUGAGGACGAAGUCGACGAGCCAACUCCGCGCAAACUCAGGAGUGGACGCGUUGUUCAACCGGAGGCAGCGGUAGCGGAAGAGGUGGAAGAGGACGAGCUUAGCGAGAUGAGCGUCGACGAAGAAUUGGGAGGAGAGGAGGCCGAUGUCGAGGUCGCCAGUGCUGAAGAGGAAGAGGUGGAGGUUGAGGAGGCGGAUGAAGAUAACGAGAGCUCCGGCGAGGACGUGGACUGGUCAACUGCUACGAAAAGUAGCCUUCAACGUCUUCGCCGCGACGAGCUCGUUCGCCUGUCCGAAGUCCGCGGUCUUGAUACCUCUGGCACCAAACUUCAACUCGCUGAUGCCCUCAUCAAGUGGAAUCGCGCUCGGACUGUCGCGCAGUCUUCGGCGCCCUCGUCCACCGCAACCGUCACCGGCGCUCCGGCUACAGCUCGGCCCGGACCCGCAACGGCCCGCCCCGGACCCGCCACUGUGCGCCCCGGCGGCCGUCGCAGCAAGCGCCGCAGCGGCGACAGCAACAAGACCGCAACGCCUCCCGUCCUCCUGCGCGAAGAACAUGUCCACCUUGACGAACCGCGAACACCGCCUUUGUCGGGAGCUGCUGCUCCCAAGGAAGAGGACAUCGAGCUUGACCUCGCCGGACUGGGUCUCGAGGACCGCGAGAUCCCUUACGAACAACUCGUCAAACUCGAGAAGAUCGGCAGUGGAGGCUUCAAGGACGUCUUCAUCGGCAAAUGGCGGGGCAGGAAGGUCGCGAUAGCCGAGUUCCGUGGCACGCUCAGCAGCAUGGACAUCAAGGAGCUCAAGCUGCUCGGCGGGUUCAACCAUAAGAACAUUGUGCGCUUCUUCGGCGUCAGUGUGCCGCCCGAGGAGAGCCGCAAUACGCCCGUUAUGAUCGUCAGCGAGCUGUGCGAGAACGGCGACUUGUUCGAUUACAUCCGCAAUGUACCUGCACCACCGCUCAAGACCGUCCUCAAGAUCGCGCUCGAUGUCGCGCGUGGCCUCGAGUAUCUGCAUACGCGCCAGCCAUCCGUCAUCCAUCGUGACUGUAAGAGCAGCAAUAUCCUCAUCACCGCCCGUGGGAGCGCGAAGAUCGCGGACUUCGGCCUGGCGAAGGUCAAGCAGACUGCACGCAGUAUGGUGCGGUCUCUCGUCGGCACCGUCAAUUGGCAGGCCCCCGAGCUUUGGCAUCCCUCGCCGAAGUACAAUCACAAAGUCGAUGUGUUCGCGGCUGGGGUUGUAUUCUGGGAGAUGCUCCAGUGGCAUGUUAAGGAGAAGAAGUAUCCUUGGGAGGGCAUGAACGAGCAUGCGAUCUACGACGCCGUCGGCGCGAAAAAGCAGCGCCCGAGUGUGCAUGGCCUUCGCAAGCUCUGGUGCCCGGAGAUUGUAGAUCUCAUUGAGCGCAUGUGGGCACAAGACGCGAGCGACCGCCCAGACAUGUCGGAAGUCGUCCGCGAGCUUGAGCGCCUCUACAAGCUGUAUAAGUAUACGUAG
Molecule: messenger RNA, 3126 nt
Organism: Peniophora sp. CBMAI 1063
Lineage: Eukaryota; Fungi; Basidiomycota; Agaricomycetes; Russulales; Peniophoraceae
Source: the annotation of a GenBank genome assembly